Messenger RNA from Triticum aestivum (bread wheat), 955 nucleotides. Its product is annotated as probable glutathione S-transferase GSTU6. The transcript has 2 exons. Gene Ontology annotation, biological process: glutathione metabolic process. Gene Ontology annotation, cellular component: cytoplasm. Gene Ontology annotation, molecular function: glutathione transferase activity. The record is from RefSeq and is a predicted model, not a curated record. Lineage: Eukaryota; Viridiplantae; Streptophyta; Magnoliopsida; Poales; Poaceae. The coding region runs from base 64 to 762 and encodes 232 amino acids.
AAGCAAACACAGUAGUUAACACUGAAGUUCAAGUCAUAUCCAUAGGUAUCACGCAAGGGAGAAAUGACCGGUGAAGACGAGCUGAAGCUGCUGGGUACAUGGGCGAGCCCCUGGGUUUCCAGGGUGAAAUUCGCGCUGCACCUCAAGGGCUUGAGCUACGAGUACGUGGAGCAGGACCUCGACAACAAGAGCGACCUGCUCCUCGCCUCCAACCCGGUGCACAAGAAGGUGCCGGUACUCAUCCACAACGGCAAGCCAAUCUGUGAGUCCGUCGUCAUCCUAGAGUACAUCGACGAUGCCUAUGGUACCGUAGGCCCCUCCUUCCUGCCCGUUGACCCAUACGAGCGUGCCAUUGCUCGGUUCUGGGUAGACUACAUUGACCAGAAGCUAGUCAUACCGUGGAAAGUGGCGUUCACGGCCGACGGAGAGGAGGAGAAGACCGAGGGGAUAAAGCAGAUGUUGGCGGCGGUGCACACGCUGGAGGGGGCUCUCAAGGAAUGCUCCAAGGGGAAGCCCUUCUUUGGCGGUGAUAGCGUUGGAUACAUGGACAUUGCACUGGGCGGUCUCUUGGCAUUUUUGCAGGGAACUGAAGAGUUAUGUGGUAGCAAACCCUUUGACAUCGCCAGCACCCCACUUCUGCUGGCGUGGGUGGAGCGUUUCACCGCGCUGGAUGCCGCCAAGGUGGCCCUGCCAGAUGCCAGCAAGUUGGUUGAGUUAGCCAAGAUGAAGCGGGCUCAGAUGGCUUUGUCUAUCAAGAAGUGAACUAAUCUGUCACCUGAAUGGUUUAGAUCGGAGAAUAUUUAUUAAGUUAUGUUUUCUAAAAUACAUGUGCUAGUAUAGUUGUGUAUUAUCUCCCGUUGGUGUCCCUGUCAAACAUGUCAUGCAUGGAAUAUUGUACUGAAUAAGGAAGAUUGAAUGAUCUUUUGUUAUAAUAUCUUCUUUCUUGUUGAGACUA